Rotaria sp. Silwood2 is the source of this 1143-nucleotide messenger RNA. The record is from the annotation of a GenBank genome assembly. NCBI's taxonomy places the organism in Eukaryota, Metazoa, Rotifera, Eurotatoria, Philodinida, Philodinidae.
AUGGACAAUAUUGGACAACACCAUGAUAUCCUAAAACGAGACAUUGAUCACCAGAAUAUUAACAAAACAUUAUUAAAUCAAAUUGAUAAAUGGGAAAGAGAAUCUAUUGAAAAGAUUCGAUCUACUGCGGAUACAGCUCGAAUUGAUUUAAAGGAAUUAACUGAAGGAUUAAAUAAACGAUUAAAUAAUUUGAUGAAUACAUUAUCACAUGAACUUCGUUCAAAUAGAGAAAGUGAUGAUUAUAAAGAAGAUGAUCUUGAUCGAUGGGUAAAACAACUUGAAGAAUUACGAAAGGAGCUUGAACAACCCUCAGAUAUCGAAAUAUCUAAAAAGCCCAAUAUUAAAGUUGACAUAAAAUCAUCUGAAUCUAUCGUUCCCAAAGAAUCAUCUCUGUUUCCAAAAGAACGUCAAGGCACGUGUUCCAUAUGUAGUGAUAAUAAUCUUACUUUGGUUACUCUUUCAAAACGAUGUCAACAUGCAGCAGGUUGUUGUAUUCCAUGUCUUACACAAGAUAUUUCUAACAGCAUAAAUGCAAAAGGUAUUCAUCGUUUUGAAUGUCCCAUGCCUACAUGUAAAGUGGAGUUUGAACCAUCGGAAUAUUAUUGUUUACUCGAUGCUCGAUUAACUGCUUUAGUAGAUAAACUUUUAUUAAAUCGAUUUCUUGAAUCAAAUGAAGAAUUUCGAUGGUGUAAAUCAAGAAAAGGAUGUGGAGCUGGACAACUUGUAUCAAAUUAUAAAGAUUUACUUGGGUAUUAUACAUGUUUUGCAUGUCAUCAACCAUUAUGUUUUCGACAUGCAAUUGAAUGGCAUACAGGUUAUACAUGUGAUGAAUUUGAUAGAGAACGUGAUCUCAAUCCUGAUUUAGCAUCAGAUGUAACUGUUCUUGCUUUUACAAAACAAUGUCCAAAUCAAUCAUGUCGUACACCAAUUAUGAAGUUUGAAGGAUGUGAUGUUAUGACAUGUUGUCGAUAUGGAACGCAUGCGUGUUCAGAAGCAAAAGGUAAAUGUGAUCAUGGUGGACAAAAUUUUUGUGGACAAAAAUUUUGUUGGAAAUGUUUGGGAAAAAUUGAUAUUGAUAAAAUAACUAGAGCAUACAUUAGACAUUGUAAUCCAAAUUGUGAAUAUUCUACACUUAAUAAUUAA